CCAUUAUAACUUUGACCGCAGUGUCUCGAGUAAAGAGGGCAAUGGCUUAACAAUUAAAAAAAAACUACGUAGGAACAGUUGAUAAACGGACACCAAGAGGCGUACACGUAAACUAUCGCCACCCCGAACAGCCACUUCCGCCAGCCUCCCCAAUGAAACCGCCCAUUGCACCAGACUUCAGCAGCAAUGCCUCCACACAAACAGCACAACGGAGAUUCACCACCACCCCUACAAACACCAUCUCUCCAAGCAAAAAAAAAAUCACCCCUUCUUUACAAACCAACAAUGUUCCUCCGCGCCCACCUCUUCCUCCUCCCAACCCUCACCCUCACCCUCGCCCUCGUCGCACCCGCACCCCGGCACCCUCCCUCCCCCCACUUGCACGGCUCGAGCUGCAAACUCACAACUACAGUGACCAAAACUGUUACCGUUACCGUCCCUAUCUACGCGCCGACAGGCAAUAUCUCUGUUCCGUUUCCGAAUACGACCGUUGCGAGUAUGAGCACGAGUGUUGAUUUGGCGCCUGUGACAUUGAUUACGCUGUCCACCGAAGCGGCAACGGCGACGGGUGGGGGAUUGGAACCUAUUACGUUGAUUACUUUGCCUACUGCUACGGCUACAUCUGGGGGAGAUGGAGGGGAUGCAGGUGCGGCACCGACGCCGAAUGAUAUUGCGCCCAUUACGUUGAUUGAUAUCAGUACUGCGGUGCCUAUUUAAGUGGAAGUUUGGGGAAGUGUGGGGCUGGGAUCAUGAAUGGGGGUUAACAUCUGAGAAACACAUCUUUUGAAAUAAAUUCUUUUUUUUUGGAGGGGGCUUCGUAGUUUAUAUGGGGAACUCAAUGACAUGUCUCGUAUAGCUCUGCGGGAUCCAAGCGCAUCGAUGAACU
This is a messenger RNA of Bipolaris sorokiniana ND90Pr, 886 nucleotides long. RefSeq lists its product as uncharacterized. The record is from RefSeq and is a predicted model, not a curated record. Bases 187 to 717 code for a protein of 176 amino acids. NCBI's taxonomy places the organism in Eukaryota, Fungi, Ascomycota, Dothideomycetes, Pleosporales, Pleosporaceae. The transcript is spliced from 2 exons.